This is a messenger RNA of Mizuhopecten yessoensis (Yesso scallop), 2600 nucleotides long. Its product is annotated as ubiquitin-protein ligase E3B-like. Gene Ontology annotation, biological process: ubiquitin-dependent protein catabolic process; protein polyubiquitination. The record is from RefSeq and is a predicted model, not a curated record. The annotation marks the transcript as partial. Gene Ontology annotation, molecular function: ubiquitin protein ligase activity. The transcript is spliced from 17 exons. Lineage: Eukaryota; Metazoa; Mollusca; Bivalvia; Pectinida; Pectinidae.
AAUGCCUCGACUAUUUCUAUAUUACAGGGUCUGGUUGAGAAUACAUUGAGCUUCAUGAUGGUUGUGAUCCGUUUGUUGGAGAGUUGUAAGCUGUAUGUUCAGAACAAGAAGUCCAACCUGACCCACUGGCAUCCAGUCCUUGGCUGGUUUUCACAGAACACCGAUCAGUGCCUCCACGCGGCGAUGCCGUACGUCGUGAAGCAGCUACAGCUGUUGUGGUGUGAGAAGAUGAUACGUCUGCUGUUCCUAGAACUCAUUACAUACGUCGAGGUGGACACACAGAAACAGACCAGCAAGUCUUCUACACCAUCCAAAAAUAUAGUACUGCGAGUUUUAGACAAAGCCUCCUCUUCUAAAUCUUCUACGAAGAUAAAGCUGGAGAGUUCCAUAGCGAUGUCAACAUGUCUGCCAUGUGUCCUUUAUCAGACAACUAUCAACACGUUAUCACAGCUGCGACUGGACAUCCUUGGAGGACUGAGUUAUAAUGACGUACUACUCCCAAUCCUGUGGAAGUUCUUACGUGACAUGGGUCCCAAUUGUGGGCUCAAGACAUUCGUGGAGCUUCUUAGUCAGGCGCCAAACUCCACCAUUCACCCUGUGUUUAGUCUACUCACAGUGUUCUGUGAGGCUGCCAGUCACUAUAUCACGACUUUAGAUGACAUAGAGAUGUAUGAACAACAGAAGAUAUUCAAACCUAUGGACUACAUGCAGAUGAGUGAAUUCCUCAACCUGUUUGUGUUUCGCCUCAUCUGGCACAACCUCAUAGAUAUACAGACAGCCAGUGUAAACGAUAUGUUUGGAGCAGCACGGGUCCUACUCAUGAUUCUGUAUGAGAGAGACUGUCGGAAAUCCUACACAGAGAAGGACCAUUGGCUGAUAAGAGACGUGAAGCCCAGUCUUUUUAUCAGUGAAUUGGAAAAAGGCAGAAAAACUGCGGUAUAUUUGAUGCAGAAAGCCCCACACAUAAUACCAUUCUCAGAGAGGGUGAAAAUAUUCCGGCGUAACGUUACCAAGGAAAAGGAGGUGAUGGGUCUGACAGAGUCAGCAUGUGCCUCGCCCCAGUCUACUCUAAUCACCAUCAACAGGGGGCGUGUUGUUGAGGAUGGCUACAGACAGCUGGCCCAGUUACCUGCGAGAGCUAUGAAGGGGGUCAUCAGGGUCAAGUUCAUCAACGAACAGGGACUAGACGAGGCGGGUAUAGACCAGGACGGAGUGUUCAAGGAAUUCCUGGAGGAAACCAUCACCAAGGUGUUUGAUCCCUCACUGAACCUCUUCAAGGUAACAAGUGAACAGAAGCUAUACCCUUCCUCUACUUCACAUAUACAAGAGAACCACCUCACAUUGUUUGAGUUUGUCGGCAAGAUGUUGGCCAAGGCUGUGUAUGAGGGUAUCGUUGUGGAGGUCCCUUUUGCGCCGUUUUUCCUGACACAGAUACUUGGCCAUCAGCAGAGUGCCACCUACAGUUCACUGGAUGAACUACCCUCACUUGAUCCAGAACUUGCCAAAAGUCUCUGUUACACAAAGCAUUACGAUGGUGACAUCGUUGACCUUGAUCUGACCUUCUCCUGCGACGAGGACUGUAUGGGGAGGAUAGAGACUCAUGAACUGGUGCCAGGGGGCAAGGCCAUCACUGUCACUAACGAAAACAAGAUACGAUAUGUCCAUCUGAUGGCACACUUCCGUAUGUACCGCCAAAUCAAGGAACAGUCCAUGGCUUUUAUACGUGGCUUUAAGACUGUCAUCAAUUCUGAUUGGCUGAAGAUGUUUUCUGCCCCAGAACUUCAGAAGUUGAUAUCUGGUGAUAAUGCUGACCUUGACAUCGGAGACCUGAGGCGACACACACAGUAUUAUGGUGGUUACCAUAACAACCACAAGGUGAUCAACUGGUUGUGGGAUGUACUCGAUAAGGAUUUCUCCGCCUCAGAGAGAGGACUGUUCCUCAAGUUUGUGACGAGUUGCUCCAAACCACCGCUGCUAGGGUUUGCCCACCUAGAGCCGCCUUUCUCCGUCAGGUGUGUGGAGGUCAGCGACGACCAGGACACAGGAGACACAGUGGGUAGUGUCCUCAAGGGUUUCUUCAACAUCAAGAGACGAGACCCUGUGGGGCGCCUACCAACCUCUUCCACUUGCUUCAACCUCCUGAAACUCCCAAAUUACCAGAAGCGCAGCACACUUAAGGAGAAGCUCCGAUAUGCUAUCAAUUCCAACACUGGUUUUGAGUUGUCCUGAUACACACAAGACAGUAGUUGUGUAUUCAAUCAUCCUUGUCCCUGUCAGUAUAUGGCUGUAGUGCAGUCCAGGUCACCGUGUACAACUAUUCAGUCACUGAUACGACUGCCAGGGUGUGGCUGUGUAAUAUGUGAUCCCGGCCAGGGUGUGGCUGUGUAAUAUGUGAUCCCGGUCAGUGUGUGCUGAUGUGUAUAAACCUUCCAUGUCAUUGUCAGAGUACGACUGUUGUUCAACCCUCCAUGUCACUGUCAGAGUAUGACUGUUGUUCAACCUUCCAAGUCAUUGUCAGAGUACGACUGUUGUUCAACCUUCCAUGUCACUGUCAGAGUACGACUGGUGUUCAACCUUCCAUGGCAUUGUCAGAGUACGAC